AUGUUCCUUGGUCCAUCCCAUUCCUUAUUCAAAGCCGUGUCCUUCCUUGUUGACUGUUCUGCUGUUCCUGGGUUGUACUCAAAGGUCAUUUAGUGAAACAAAUUUUACUACGAAAUGGCUUCAAACGCUGCUAAAACUCCAAUAAUGCAAGCAAUUUCGAAACGUAACUAUGCUACUGCUGCCAAGAUUGCACAGGCAUGUGCUGAGGUCCAAGUCAAGGUGUUGCCCAACAAGCUGAUAUUAGCAGCUGCCGAUAGUGAAGUGCCAAUCAGCAGGGUCUCUUUGCUGUUCAGAGCUGGCUCAAGGUAUGAGACCCCUGACAACCUAGGAGUGAGCAGUGUACUGCGCUCAUCCGGUGGUCUGACCACAUCCAAUUCGAGUGGGUUCGGCAUCGUCCGCAACUUGCAGCAGAUCGGUGCGAGUCUCAGUGUCACAUCGGACCGUGAGAGCAUCGCCUACACGCUGGAUGCCACACCUGACAAAAUUGAAAAAGGAUUACCAUUCCUUGUCGAUGCAGCCACCAAGCAGGUGUUCAAACCCUGGGAACUGGACGACCAGGUUCCGCGUAUCAAAUACGAACUGGCCACCACUUCCCCUCAGGCCAAGGUUCUAGACUUGGUGGUCAAUGCAGCCUACAGGAGUGGGCUGGGAAACUCCAUAUUUGUAAAAGACUACAACAUCGGCAAAAUAAACUCUGAAACUCUGCAGUACUUUGUGGCGCAGAAUUUCACAGCACCCCGAGGAGCCUUGGUGGGUGUAGGAGUGUCGCUGGAGCACUUGCAUCACUUAGCUGAGAGUCUGAACCUGCCAUCUUCACCUGGCAGUCAUGAAGCCCCCAAAUACUACGGUGGAGAGAUCAGGCACGAUCUACCAUCUUCACACGUCCACAUUGCACUGGCUGCCGAGUCUGCAGGACUCAAAACGAAGGAGGCACUAGUGUUCUCAGUGCUGCGAGCGGCGCUUGGUGCUGGUUCCUAUGUCAAGUAUGGAGUAGGCGCAGGACCCCUCGGCAAGCUGAUCGCCGAGUCCAAGGAACCUCUCGGGAUCUCGGCCUUCAGUAACUCUUUCUCCGACUCUGGCUUGUUCGGUCUGGUGCUGUCCACCACAGCCCAUAAUGCCAAAGUGGCGGUUGAGGCGGCAGUGAAGCUGCUGCAGAGUGGUUCAGUGAGUGACGCUGAUGUGGCGAGGGGCAAGGCGUUGGUGAAGGCGACACUGCUGCAAAACUAUGAGAGUGGAGAGGGUGUCGUGGAGGACAUCGGGGCCCAAGCUCUGCUAUUGGGUACUGUACUGGGAGCUCCACAGAUAGCAGCAGCUGUUGACUCCAUCACCACAGCUCACGUGCAGGACGCUGCUAGAAAAGUUGCAUCAGGCAAGAAGUCCAUGGCUGCUUAUGGAAACCUGAGGUACACUCCUUAUCUGGACCAAGUUGCAAAGUAAAUAGGAUUGAUGAGAAUGUAGUAGAUCAAUAACCCCCACCAUCUUCUCUUGUUCAUGCAUUCACAAUUUUAUUUAUACAAAUUUGUAUUGUUCCCUGUACUUCCCUUUUAAAAGGAAGUUGUAUAAGAUAUCUGUGCUGUAUAAAUAAUUUAAGGAUAUUGCUGGUAAUAAAUAAAGUUAAAAGAGA
Molecule: messenger RNA, 1624 nt
Organism: Homalodisca vitripennis (glassy-winged sharpshooter)
Lineage: Eukaryota; Metazoa; Arthropoda; Insecta; Hemiptera; Cicadellidae
Gene: UQCR-C2
Product: cytochrome b-c1 complex subunit 2, mitochondrial
Exons: 9
Coding region: 115-1437 (440 amino acids)
Cellular component (GO): mitochondrion
Molecular function (GO): metal ion binding
Source: RefSeq, a predicted model, not a curated record